Molecule: messenger RNA, 7464 nt
Organism: Cheilinus undulatus (humphead wrasse)
Lineage: Eukaryota; Metazoa; Chordata; Actinopteri; Labriformes; Labridae
Product: DNA-directed RNA polymerase II subunit RPB1-like
Exons: 5
Coding region: 132-1352 (406 amino acids)
Cellular component (GO): tetraspanin-enriched microdomain; immunological synapse; membrane
Source: RefSeq, a predicted model, not a curated record
GUCAUGUUGCACCCCCCAUUUCCUUUUGCUGAGAUUGACACAUCACUUUAAUCCAGCUCUGAAGCAUUCAGCAAGAAAGCUUUAAUGCCAUCUUCUUCUCUCUAAUCUCCUGUGGCGUCGAGCAGGGUGCCAUGGAUGCUGUACGUAAAUACCUGUGGAUGUGGUUGAUCUUUGGGAUGAUUUUUGUGAGUGUGGUCAUCAGCAUCAUCUUCAUCUUCAUCAACAAGUGCAUAUCCAAGAGAGCCAAACAAAAAAUCCCAAUCUCACAGCUUCACAGAGGAUCUCCCUUCAAUGUCAGCAGCAAUAAAUACCAGGAGAGGCCGCUGAAAGCCACCAACCCACCUUUACCUCCACGGACACAGUUCCUCACUGCAGAGUCCAGAAGUUAUGAAAAUCUGGCAGAGGCACCAGAGUAUGAACAGAGCAUGCUGGACUAUGUGCAGAGUAUGCCAGACUAUGUACAGCCAGUCAAUAAACAAAACUCCCAAGACCAUGUGCAGAACAUGCCAAACUAUGUGCAGAGCACGCCACACUAUGAGCAGAACAUGCCAGACUACGAAGAGAGCACGCCAGACUACGAGCAAAGCAUCCCGGAAUAUGAACAAAACAAGCCAGCCUAUGAGCAGAGCGUGCCAAACUAUGUGCAGAGCACCCCACACUAUGAGCAGAACAUGCCAGACUACGAAGAGAGCACGCCAGACUACGAGCAAAGCAUCCCGGAAUAUGAACAAAACAAACCAGCCUAUGUGCAGAGCAUGCCAAACUAUGUGCAAAGCGCCCCACACUCUGAGCAGAACAUGCCAGACUACGAAGAGAGCACGCCAGACUACGAGCAAAGCAUCCCGGAAUAUGAACAAAACAAGCCAGCCUAUGAGCAGAGCGUGCCAAACUAUGUGCAGAGCACCCCACACUAUGAGCAGAACAUGCCAGACUAUGAAGAGAGCAUGCCAGACUACGAGCAGAGCACACCAGACUAUGAACAAAACACACCUGAGUUUGAAGAAAGCAUGUCUAAUUAUGAGCAGAUUAUGCCAGACUAUGAAGAGACCACGCCAGACUAUGAGCAGAGCACACCAGACUAUGAACAAAACACACCUGAGUAUGAACAAAGCAUGCCUAAUUAUGAGCAGAACAUGCCAGACUAUGAAGAGAGCAUGCCAGACUAUGAGCAGAUCCAGGAUGAGCCUCCUGAUUAUCUGGAUCUAGAGGAUGAGGCUGUAUCAUUUCCUCCUCCUCCAUCGUCUGAAGAUCAAGAUGCCGCUGCAGACACCGCCUCCACAGACGACUACGAUGACAUCGGAGUUGAGGAUGAAUACCAGGAUUCAGGAGAGGACUAUGAUGAUGUCGGAUAAGACAGGAGUGAACAGAUGGAGAAUUUGAAAGACUAUUUUGACUUUCUUCUCUGGAUGUUGCUGAGCAGAGAAAUCAGAAUGACUGCUUUUACACAGAUUUCCUUUUGUAUCAUGCAAGUUUCUCUUCAGCAAACUAUUUAAAAGACAAAACACCAGAAGAAUAUAUCAGUAUUUCUGUGCAAAGCUUUGGAGAUACAGCAAAACAAACUGUACUUAACAAACAGAUGUCUGGACAAAGGAGAGGAAGCUUACAGAGAGUUGGGCAGGAAGGCUUGAAUUUAUACCCGUAUAACCUUUCACCUUUAUUGAUGUUAUCUUUAACUUUUGCAACAUUGUUUACAGACUGAAACAAAACUGAUACAGCACAUAACAGUGUAAACAUAAGAAUAAAAAAUACACUGCUUGAGCACAUUCUUAACUUUAAAAUGCUUGCAGUUUUAAGGAAGCAAAGUCCCUAAUUAGAGCAAUGAAGUCUUUCUAACAAUGUCAUCUUCCAAGGACAUCAGUGUUAAAUAGCUGAGUGUCAGGAUUUCGGCACUGGAUCAGUCCUUAUCCAACCUAUGUGGUCCAGUGCAUCCUCAUUCAUUCCCCCAGUGUCCCAGGUCCAUGCUGGUGUAGGCUAGCAGGUUUUGCCAGGGUGGUGCAGGGAGAGUUUGCCCCUGCCUGGAUUCAUUAUUGCCGGCUGCACAUGUAGCAGCACCGGUCUCCUCUAAAAGAGCUACAUCUUUCAGCGGCAAUGUUACUAACUUAGCCAGUAUUAAAGUUAAAAUUCACAACAUGGCCUGACUUGACACUUUACUGUUAAAAAUAUGUAGGGGCUAAAUCAGUGGUAUUUUGGUCCAGCAGCCACCUCACGUAGGCAGCAUGCCAGUCAUUGCUGCCCCAGCAGUGGCUCAGUGGUACCUGGCAUUUCUUUGCUUACUGCCACUGGAGGGUUUUAAUGUCUAAAGCCAGGUAUACACUGUGCGAUUUCAAGCUGACCAUACGAAGGUCACGGCAGAAUGUCAUCUCAUACUGUACGACUGAAUAGUUUACGGCGCACGACCAUUGUGCACGAGUUGUGCGCUCACACUGUGCAACUGAAGUUGAGACGGACUGUGACAGAAACCCACAGAGUUUCCUUUUUAAAAAGUCUCAGGGUCUGAGGGUGAAGUGUUUCCAAUCAUAUUCUCUUUCUCCCCCUCUAUCUCUCCCGCUUUUGCUCUCUCCCGCUAUCUCUCUCUAUCCAACACACAAACAAAAACACCUCUGUGUCAGCAGCAGGUCCGCGGGUAGGAGUAUUUCCUGCUCAUUUAUUUCCUUUAUCAUCACGGGGGUGCGUCAGAAAGUAAUUCCAGCCGUUGUCAUGGUACUUUAGGACGUUGUCUGACAAUUUACAAAGGAAAACAAACCCCAAUGUUGUUUAAUCUGCUCACAUUUCUGCUCUCACUGUGAAGUGUCUGGAGUCAUACGACCAAAAUAUCAAACAUGCCAGAAAUCCUCCCGACCAGUCGGGAGCAGGCUGUAUGGUCGUAGUUGGGCCGUGGUCGGCCAUCGUACAUAGCACGACAAACGACGCCAGAUCCAACUGAAAGUCGGCCCAACUUCAGAGUGAGUCCUGCGAUUCUAAACUCGUGGCUGAAUCGCAGGAAAAUCACACAGUGUACACCCAGCUUAAAUAGAGUAAAGCAGCUUUGAUAUAUCCAUUUGGCUCGGGGAAUUUUCUUAACAGCUCAGUUUCCCUGCGCUUUUCAUCCCUUUGUCAUUUUGUUUCUUUGCUCCACUUCUGCAUAUUUCGUUGUAUAGGCCUACACAAUCACAAGUUAAGAUCUAACUCAUUUAAUAUGGUUGAUAUAUACACAUAGGAUAUGUGAUGGCAUCUCUGUUUGCAAAAUGGGCUGUUUUGGCGUGAAGAAUCCAAGGCCACAUUAUUUUUAUGUUUAACUCUCUGGUGAUGGAUUUUGGCUGUUAAUAACCAUUAAACAGUCUGAUUUUCAUAUUUCAAGCUUUAAAUCAAAAGAGAUCCCAUCUUUCCCCGUUUACCUCCAUCUAUUUUGAUGGAAUGUUUUCACCCAGAAAGGGUCAGGGUAUCAGGGUGGAUUUCUCUUAUUAAUACUGCAGACAGUCAGCAGGGACAACUUCACUCCCUGGCAGCUGGUGCUUUGUCCAUCUAAAUCUACAGUCUUUAUCUGCUGUUCAUAAUAAAAAAUAUGAUGAAAUAUUGGUGGGUUUCUUUUUUAAAUAAAAUAUUUUUUCUAGUGUUUUCUGAUUUUUAAUCUGCAUAUUUGACAAAUGUCUUUUUUGCUUUUUUAAGAUCCCACCAACAAUCAGCACAGCAGGGAACUGAAUUUUAAUAAAACUGUCAGAGAAGCUGAUCUUUAUUUUUCUGUUUGCCUAGAGUUAGAUGGAUGAGUACAGCAAGAUAUAAAUAUAAUGGGGAACGUACGUGUCCUGUGUUGUAUAUUUUGUCUAGUUUUUAUCUAAACUGAUAUAUCCUGUGAGAUAAAUCCAUCACUGCACUUUGUGCAUAAAGAAAUGUCGGCUUACCAACUGAUCAUCUGAGUCAAUUUCACAGGGAUGUGUUUUGAGUUAGCAUAUAGAUUGCAUUAGCAUAGAGUUGUCUUGAUUUUGCAUAAUGAAUGCCCCAGAGAGUUUGUGAAGUUUUCUCCUUUAACAACACUCACAGCCUCCUGUGGUGUGCUUUGUAACUGAAGACUCUUAACUUUUAUUUGGAGGUCCCUGUCGUCUCCUCAUUUAGAUUUCUGAUUUGUUUUGUACAACUUCCACAAACAUACUAGCUUCCUCCUGAGAGAAGGUCUGUGGUAGAUAUCCUCCCACUGUAACUUGGAAAUGAAACAGCCUGGAAACCAGUCUGCUUUCAGCAGACCAUAUAUCCUCUGUGAACAACUUUCUACUUUAAGAGAUGUACAAAUGCACUUUAGCGCAGACCUGUGGAUGCUUACAGUUGGAUUGUAGCAAACUGAGAAAUUUGAACAGAAUUGGAGUCCAGAAAUGAGGUCUUAGACCUGAUUGUUAGCUGUAUGUUUACUUGUAGAUGUCUUUUAAAAUACAGUUUAAAGUAGCAUCAUUUGCAAACACUGGAAAGUGCGUUCUGGGAUCUAGAUUGUACCACCUUUCUCAUUCUUUUUGACAGUACUACCAGAGAAAAUAUAAAUGAUAGGCAUAGCCACAUUAAUGUCACAAAGGAGUGCCUUGAUGUAUGUCCUGCCAUCAUUUGCCAUAUUUUGUAUUUAUUUACUACUUUUAUUGUGGCAGUAUUGCUUAUAAUGUGUUCUUAUGAGUUUCCACUGAGACUAGCAAUUUGUGCAACAUGAGCGCCCUCUGCUGGCACCACUGCAGACUUGAGCAGUGCUAUUACCACAGCACUAUGCUUUCUCUGUGGUAAGUUGAUUUUGUGGUUGUUAGUGCUGUUUAUCUAUGUGAAUCAAUAAUAAACAUUUAUGUGAUGUAUAUGAUAUGAGUUUUCAGUAAUUCAGGCUCACCAUUCUGCUGUACUUUGCUAGCUAAAUUACUAGAUUUACCAUUAAUCUCAAACGUUUACCUUGUUAACCAACAGACAAAUGAUUUUGUUUCUAUGUUUUAGCAAUAUUGGAGUUUAGAGCUAUAAGAAUGGCUGUGAGAGACCUAAGGUGAUUCUAUCCUUAUCAUUUAUUGACCAUUUUUCUGUACAUUUACCCUGUUAGAUGUGUUUGCCAGUCUGUGUUGUCCCCAUAAAUAAAUGGCAUGCAAGGGCCAAAAGUGAAAAUGUACGCCUGGUUCACACAUCACAACCACAAUCUUGACAGCUGGAUGCCACAAGUUUGACAUUUUCCUAACACCAAGUUUGAUCGAUGGUGGAUCAUGAGAGCCAAGAGGCGUUGGCAAACUCUGAGUUAUCAAAGCUAACACAUAUGUACAUCUAUGGCUGACUAAUUUGCUGGUCAUGAGCUACUUUGUGUUUCCUAGUGAGAUUUUGUAUUGUGGGCUGACCUCAGUUAUGGUCUUUUGGAUUAAAGACGUCAUUAUCUAUACUUUCUGUAGUAAUCUCUCUUGAGACAAACCAGCAACAAUCCCAAUCUCUUCAGUUACAUUAUUAAAUGUAUGUUAAAUAUGGACAGUCUAACAAAGCAGUUAAAAAAAAACUCACCAAAAAUUUUUAAAACAGUCUGGCAGCAGGCCGCAGUUCUCAGACGCCCCCUUGGCAGACCACUACUGUGAGGCACUGGCUCUGUCAGAAUGGAAAAACACGCAAAAAAUUUCAAAAUAAAACCUGAUUAAACUUCCAGUUAGGUAUGGGGUUAAAGUUAGGGUUAGAGUACCAGAAGUUAGUGCAAAAAACUGCGAAACCUGAUUACACAGCAUUUGAUGAAACAGAGUAGACUGUGUGCUUACAGGACAAAAAAAGCAUGUCUUCAAUGAAAACAUUCUAACACAGAGACUGUUGUUAAGGCUACAGCUAACAAAGCUACAUAGCUAUGUAAACAUAGGUACAUGGAUAAGUUGCUAAAUCUAAAGUUAGUGAAGCCAAUGAAGACAACAAAGCUUUGUUAGCUACGUACGCUAUAUAAGUAACGGAGCUACAUGGCAAAAUCUAUAGCUAUCAAAGCUCUUAAGCCACAAAGCUAAAUAGGUAGCUUAGCUUGUGCAGCUAACAUUGCUGAAGACAAAGCUUUGUUGAUAAAACUCACAUAGCUAUGUCUCCAUGUUAUCUAUAUAGCUAAUUUAGUUACAUUAGCUUAAGCUACAUUUUCUAAAGCUCCACCCGCUAAAGCUAGCUCAACUACAUUGGCUUAUGUAGUAAUGUUAACUACGGAGUUAGAGUAGCUUAAUUAGCUUUAGAUGAAGCUAAAAAAGCUACAUUAGCUUGUGCUAGUUACAUUGGCUUGUGCUAAAUUCAUGCUAAGUUUGAUAGCUGAAUUAGCUUUAGCUACUUUUCUAAGGUGCAAGUUGCUACAGUUGAUGUAGCUACAUAGUUUACAUUAACUACGUAGCUAGCAUAGCUAUGUUAGCUUCAACUAAAGCUUAAAAACUUAAGCAAGCUACCAUUUGCAUAACCUUUGCUUAAACGGGAUACAUAAUCCUGGAUUAAACCGCUAACAUUUUUUUUGUUCACUUCAUUAAAUAUUGCUUAGUCUGUAAUGUUUGCAAUGUGGUUAAUUAAAUGAAUGCAGGCUACUGCCAGACUUUGUUAAAGGUAAAGUUGAACUAAAAAAUUUUUUAAAAUUCUAUAACAUUGUACUGGCAUAUUACAUCAGUUCUGUUCUGACAGAGGUGCUGUCUACAGUUGUGGUCCGCAAGAGUCUGAGAUUUGGGGUCUGCAGACAGACCCCUCACAAAAUCUUGGUUGCAAACUUGCUAGUCUUUAAACGCCUAUAAGAUGCUAAGAAUUUCAUUUCAUUUGUCAGAUUUUUGCAUAGGAAAAAUAACAAGAUGAACAGAGCUGGCAUAUCACUUUCAAAGAAUAUUUUAAAUGUAACCCCUUAAAAGCCAGCACACAUCAAUGCCCUUUAAAGUUUGGGUAUGUAACAUUCAAUGAGAACCGUGUAGAAUCAACUCUAUUCCAUAGGACACUAAAAUAAAUAGUUUACUACAGCUUUAAGUAGGUAUUGACAAACUAUUUUUUAGAGAAUAAAUAAAUGUGACAUUCAGCAGUGCAACCAGGGUGGGUGUUGAUUGAUGGGGCCCCCUUAGGGAGGUUUCCUACUGUUGUUUCAAACUUUGGACAUUCCAGCCACUCUUGUGAUUCCAGAUUUGUCCAUCAUCAGAGCUCCUUUGGCCUGGCGCCCCAAGCAGCUACCCAUCUUGCUUGUUGACAAGCAACAUCUCUUCACAGUAAAUUUACCUGAGUAAAUUUUUACUCAAAUUGUGUAAAAGUUAACUCUAAAAAAUAAAACAUUUGGUCCCAGUCUAUCUAACUCUAAAUGAUGAUUAUGUACUCCACAAUGAACAAAAUAAAAACAACUCUAAAGCAAUUGUACUCACUACAGGGUAAUACAGACCACAAACAGAGGUGUUUCAUUUCAUUUAUUUGUUCUAGUCAUGGCAAAAUUCACAUUCCCUCACAAAGAGACAUCCAACCUCAUUCCACUCCAUGGCUAGAAAGGAGCAGGGAGAAGAAAAAAUUCUUAUUUUG